CUACGGUUAAUGGGAUUGAUGGUACUGAUUCACUUAAUAAAUGGAGUCAUAGCCCUACAACAAAUGUUUCUUGAUAAUCGUAAAAGAACUCGGAAGUAUAUUUCUUAAUGGGAUUGAUGAUACUGAUUCACUUAAAACAGUGUCUUUGUUUCUCUUUUGGUGUAUAUUUCUUAACUGAAAAUGAUUUGAUUGCUGAAUUUGAUGACAAGCGUACGUAAUGAAAAUUGCUCGGUGUUUUCUUCAUGUAUUUGAAUAGAAUCUGAUAUUUUUUCUCGAUGAUGUCUCCUUCUUAGGACAGCAUUCAUGUUUUCUCUUCUCAUGUUAUCACCUCAUAAAUCCUUUAUCAAAAGAAAAAAAAAAUGUCAUCACCUCAUCAUAAAGUUAUUUAAUAACAUAAGAGAAAUAUUCAUUUAUAAUAUUGGUUAUCAUGAUUCAUCAAAUCUAAGCCAACAAUAAAGUGAAUCUUAAGAAUUAAAAAAAUAAAUAAAUAAAUGAAAACCACAACCAACAAAUAAUAUAUAUGAUUAAACAAAAAAAAUCCAAAUUUAGUUUGAAAAUUUUAAAAUAACGAAAUAUUUCAAACCUAAAUUGCAAAGUUCUUAUAAACAAAAGAAAUAAGUGUAUGCAAUAACAAAAUACAAUCAGUAUAUAAUAAUGUACAAUAAAAUUAUUCUAAAGAUUAUGUUUUAUAAGUUAUACAGUAAUAUUUAUUUCAAAAUUUCAAUUCAUUUUGAUAACAUGGUUAACUUCAUUUUCAUAUAUAAUAGUACAUAUAAGAGUCUAACAAACAUGUAUAUAUGUACCAUUUCUCAAAAAAGAACAUGUAUAUGUAUAAAGAGUAACAAUAGUUUCAUAUUAUCUAUUUAUCUAUCUUUAAAUAUUUCUAGUUAUAAUGAAUAAGUUAUUUCUGUUACAUCGUGAAAAUUAUUAAUUUUAAAAAAUAUGAUUAAAGAAUUUUUUUUUUUACAAUUUUAUAAUAAUUAGACAAGUAAAUAAUUUCUAAAAUGAAUAGUUGAAAUUUAUGUAGAACUUAUGAACGUUAAUAAUAUUUUUAAUUAAAAUAAAUUAAACAUGUAAAAUAAAUUUGUAUUAUUUUUUUUACCGGCGGGCGGGUUUGCCCUAGUAUUAUAUAUAUUCAUAAACUUUCAUCACUUAUCAGGUUAAUUGCUGGGACAACUGGCUAUAUUUAAUAGACUAAAAAGUUGGAAAAUCCCUUCAAGUGAAUAUAAGAAGCGUCCACACAUGGGAUCAGUUUUUGUUUUUGUAGUGUUUGGACUUUCAAAAUCUUCAUUAUUAUUUGAGGCUCUUUUUGUUAACAGUUGGACGGAGCUUUUCGUAAUGGACUUGUAGAUGUAACAUAGAUGUGUUAUGUGUAUUUAACAACCUGAACAAGUUCGGUAAACACUUUACAAACAAUUUGGAUCCAAAGACCUCUUUGGGUUCUUCAGACAUUGACAAAAUCAUGGUGCGUAGCUCCAAAUAGCAACAUUGUGAUAGUGAAAACUCAGAGUCAUACUUUCGAACGCACAUUCCCAACCCUUUUGCUUCAACAUCUGAAUUCUUCUAUGAAUUACAACCUCACUGUCAAAGUGUCAAUAUAAUAUUUUUUACCUGUUUACAAAGUCAAUUUUUACGAGGUCAAUCAUAUCAUUUGUUGGAGGCACGACUAGUUCUUUUCAUUCACUAUAUUGUCACUAGGGACUAAAGUUGGAACAGAUCCACAAAUGCAGAUAAAUCAAACGUUGAACUUUUCUUUUGUGUUGUGGGUUCUUGACAAGUGUUUUUUUGAGAAUGUUAAGUUGUAUUUCAUGGACCAUAAGGUCUAGUAUUUAUAUAUUGGUAUACCUAGUAGGGCAAGGAUAUAUUCGUUUUUCAUAUUUAUCUACUUAGGAAGUAUAACAUAUUCCAAUACACCCUUCCUCAAGUUGGAGCAUAUAAGUUAGUUAUGCCCAACUUGAAAAUGAAAUUGUCAAACUCCUUGGGGCCCAAUGCUUUCUAUAAAUAUCACUAUUUGUGCUCAAGUCAACGUCCCCUUCCUCUAUAUAUAGUUUAUAGAUUUGGUAUGAAUCUGUAUCUCAAAGGGUUUCACUAAACUUUUCUUUUGUCUUGUGGGUUGUGCUCAAGAUUUGAUCCAACUACUGAAAGUUUCCUUGUUUAGUAUUUUUUCUUUUUCUUUUUUUUUUGUUUAAACCGAAACUAAUGUCCAUGGAAGGGUCAAGUACCGGCUCUGUGAGGGGGGAACUGUUACACGGUAACUUAGACAUUUGUGUUAAGGAGGCUAAAAAUCUUCCUAAUAUGGAUCGGCUCGGGAAGUUUACGAGGAACAAUACAAGUGAUCCGUUCGUGACUGUCUUUAUCGCAGGUGCAAAGAUUGGCACAACUUUUGUUAUCAACAACAAUGAGAAUCCUGUGUGGAUGCAGCAUUUCCAUGUACCGGUGGCUCACCAUGCCGAGGUGGUUAAGUUUGUGUUGGAAGACAGUGACCAACUUGGAGCCAAGUUCAUAGGAGAUGUUGGAAUCCCAACCGAGGAGUUGUGUUCAGGGAAUAGGAUCGAAGGGCUGUUUCCGAUACUUAACAGUAGUGGGAAGCCAUGUAAAAAGGGUGCUGUGUUGAGUUUGUCUAUUCAAUACUCUCCAGUUGAAAUGAUGAAAGUUUACCAAAUGGGUGUUGGUAAUGAGUGCGAAGGAGUUCCCGGUACAUAUUUCCCUUUGAGGAAAGGCGGUAGAGUUACUCUAUAUCAAGAUGCUCAUGUUGAAGACGGGACACUUCCGAGUGUAGAUCUCGAUGGUGGGAUGAAGUAUAUACAUGGAAAGUGCUGGGAAGAUAUGGCUUAUGCGAUUAGAAAGGCAAAGAACUUGAUAUAUAUCACAGGUUGGUCAGUUUACCAUCCGGUUAGGCUGGUUCGUCGCAAUAAUGAUCCAACCGAUGGUACAUUAGGGGAUUUGCUUAAAAAAAGAUCUAAAGAAGGUGUUAGAGUGUUGCUAUUGGUGUGGGAUGAUCCAACUUCAAGGAGCUUUCCAAAGUACAGAAAACAAGGAGUUAUGAACACAAGCGAUGAGGAGACUCGUCAUUUUUUCAAGAACUCGUCAGUGCAAGUGAUUAUUUGUCCUAGAUCAGAUGCUGAAGGUCUCCACGGCUUAGUAAAAAAAAAUGAAGUUGAAACUUACUACACACAUCAUCAAAAAACUGUGAUUGUAGAUGCUGAUGCUGGUCAGGGCCGACGAAAGAUCGUAGGAUUUGUUGGAGGACUAGACGUGUGCAACGGACGUUUUGAUACUCCUAACCAUCCUCUCUUUACGACAUUGAAGACACUCCAUAAAGAUGACGUCCAUAACCCAAAUUUUGUGCCUAAUGCUGAAGAUGGACCAAGACAACCGUGGCAUGAUCUACACAGCAAAAUUGAUGGUCCAGGUGCAUAUGACCUGCUUACUAAUUUUGAACAACGCUGGGAAAAAGCUAUAAAAAAACAACACAAAAUUUGGAAACAUCGGUCGUGUUCUGAUGAUGCUUUGCUUAAGAUUAACAUGAUACCUGAAAUCAUGGGACUAUCAGAAGCUUCUUCUACUAAUGAUAGUGAUCCAGAGUCUUGGCAUGUUCAGGUUUUCCGUUCAAUUGAUUCAACCUCAGUAAAAGGAUUUCCAAAGGACCCAAAGCAGGAUACUGGAAGAAAUCUUCGAUGUGGGAAGAAUAUACUCGUAGACAUGAGCAUACACACGGCUUAUGUUAAGGCCAUAAGAUCUGCUCAGCAUUUCAGUUGAUAUCUUGUGAAUUUACAUGUUUUUAACUUCUUAUUCUUGCAUGGUUUGGUCAUCUAGAGUAUCAUUUAGGCACAUUUAGGUUGCAUAUCAUUGCAUUUGUACAUAUCAGGUGUUGGAGAGCACCAUGGAUGAGUUAGAAGACCAUUGGAGGGAUUUUGAGUCCAAAGAGUGAAAGAUGAACACGUAUGAAGGCCUUAAAGAUCUCUUCUGAAGCUCAAAAUUUGUGGAGACACUGGAAAUUGAGUUAGCUUUACAAUGGAGGUGGUUUCAAGUCGUUUGGAGCUGUAUUGAGGGAUUUAUGAUCAAAAUACUACACACAUAUCAAUAUGACAUUCCUAGCGGCCAGGCGUAGCGGCAAAAGAUGGUCGCUACAGAAGAUAGAGCUGAGGCGCCUAAGUACCGUAGCGGGAGUGUGUAGCGGGUUAGAGAGACCGCUAUAGUUGAAGCGCUUUCUGUAGCGGUCUUCCGUAGCGGCAUAAUGAGGUCGCUAUGAGUUCAAGAAUGCGAAAAAAAUCGUCUAAGUGUCCUAGCGGCCACCCGUAGCGGGCAUGUCAGGUCGCUACAGGCGUAGUGACCUCUGGUAGCGACCUUUUAUGGUCACUACGGAGAAAAAUAUCUGUUUUUAUGGGUCAACCCCAGCUCGAGUUUUAGAUAUAUAUAACUACUUUUCAGACAAUAAUUGGGGAUCUAUCUACUUUUUUAUGAAGAACACAAGAACUCUUGAGAGAGAAAGCUUGAAUCUUUAGUUUCUUUUCUUCUUAUUCUCUUGAAUUUGCUUGUUUAAUCCUUGUUUAUCUUUAUUCUCUGUUGUAUCUACUUGAAUAUGCUUCAAUCUAUUAUGAGAUUAAGUGUUUUCAUGGAGAUUAGUGAGUAGUUUCCUUAAGAAUUCAUGGGUUAGGGAGAUUAGAGUAACUUAGUG
Molecule: messenger RNA, 4678 nt
Organism: Brassica napus (rape)
Lineage: Eukaryota; Viridiplantae; Streptophyta; Magnoliopsida; Brassicales; Brassicaceae
Product: phospholipase D gamma 1-like
Exons: 6
Coding region: 2200-3759 (519 amino acids)
Biological process (GO): phospholipid catabolic process
Cellular component (GO): plasma membrane
Molecular function (GO): D-type glycerophospholipase activity
Source: RefSeq, a predicted model, not a curated record